Messenger RNA from Caenorhabditis sp. 36 PRJEB53466, 2470 nucleotides. The record is from the annotation of a GenBank genome assembly. NCBI's taxonomy places the organism in Eukaryota, Metazoa, Nematoda, Chromadorea, Rhabditida, Rhabditidae.
AUGGAAGCGCUCACCGAUUCGGGCUCGGAUCCGCUGCUCUCGGCAGCGCUCAGCUCUCCGCAGCACCGCCGUCAUCCGCUUCUCUCGAUGGACGACGACGUUGAAAGCGGCGAUGAUGUGGAGUCGCCGUUGAGCCGCCACCACAACGACGAUCAUUUCAUCGACUUUGCCGACGAGGAUCGCAGCGGACCGAUUUUCGAGUGAGUCGUCUAUGAUUAACGAGCGGGGGGACAGAUGGCCAAAGCUAAAGCUAAAGUGUUCAUGACAUGACACGUACAUAAUUGAACGAGGGAGAUCGGAGAAAAAGAUCAAAAAGCAGAGUAGAAAAAAGAACUAGAAUGUCUGUUUCAGUCUUGACAUUUUCAAUGUGUACUCUCGGACGUUAGCGGAACUUUUCCAGUCCAUAAUCUCUCGAAACGUGUUGAAGAAGCCCAGUAGGCGGAAGAACUCAACGGAAGAACUCACGGAAGAAUUUUUAUCUUUUUUAGAAAAUUUUUUCAUGGAAUGUCAUCAACUGACGAAAUGUAUAGCAAAGUAAACUGUGCUCAUAGAAAAAUAAUUGUAAAUUUAGCUAUUCAUACAAAAAAGUUAUUCGAGUUGUUCCGUGAAAAAGGGGGCUAACGGAAGGAACAACUCGAAUAACUUUUUUGUAUGAAACGCUAAAUUUACAAUUAUUUUUCUAUGAGCACAGUUCACUUUGCUAUACAUUUCGUCAGUUGAUCACAUUCCAUGAAAAAAUUUUCUAAAAAAGAUAAAAAUUCUUCCGUGUUCUUCCGCUCAACUCUGAAGCCCACAAUAGCAAUUCCAGCAACUACGCAACACUCACCAACCUCCAACCGCUGCCACCGAUCUCAAGUUUGACUUCAAAGGAGUCGCGCUACACGAGACACUCUCCAUCGCCAAAUUCCCAGUCGCUCAAGUGAGUUGGAUUCGUUCAAAGACUCCAAGAACGAACUUUGCACGUCAAACUUUGCAGUUAUUACUUCCCGACCUCGUCGAGCUCUUCAUACGACUUAAAGUAUGAGGAGGAGGAAGAGGAGGAGGAGGAAGAUUCGUCCUCGUCGCCCUCGGACUACAGUAACCACGGAACGGACCUCCAUCACGCCUUCUCCGCCACUUCCACGUUCGAUUCGUUCGACAUCAAGACGGAGGAACAUCACGAAGCUCGCUACGUGGCACCAAUGAUCUCCGAGGCGGAUAGUGUGAGUUGACGGGACGUAUUCAUAGAACAUUAGUGAGAAGGUGAAACUGAAAAAGUAAGACGACGAUAUUUCAGACGACAAAAUCGCCGAAACGCGCCUCGCCGGCCGCUCUAAUGCGUGGAAGUAGUGAAGAAGAGGGCGGGGAGGUCGAAGAAGGCGAGGAGUUGAACACGAAGGAGCUCGCGCUGCAGAUCGCCGGCGAGCUCAAACGAUACUCGAUUCCACAGGCGAUUUUCGCCGAACGCGUCCUUUGCAGGUCAGUUUCGGUUAAAAGUAAACGCGCAAUACUUGCAGAAAUUAUAGAUCCCAGGGAACGCUUUCGGACCUGCUUCGCAACCCGAAACCGUGGUCGAAACUCAAAAGUGGACGGGAAACGUUCCGGAGAAUGGCGAAAUGGCUGCAGGAGCCCGAGUUCCAGAGAAUGUCCGCACUCCGCUUGGCAGGUGAAUUGAUGGAAAUUUCUGUUUCAAAGCGUCUAGAUCUUUUGUUGGUACUCGAGACGUUUCACUCUACGUAGCUCUGAAAAAUUUCUAUACAUAAGCGGAACAGCGUGCAGUCAAAUGGGGUUAUUCAGGCUGGGAAAAAAAAAAGAUUUUUUUUCCGUUUUUUUUUCGUUUUUUUACGUCAAAAAACCCAAUUCAGCGGUGUAAAAAAACGAGAAAAAACGGAAAACUAACAUACGCUGAAUAGCCCCAAAAGAGACCUUCAAUGUUCCAGCGUGCAAACGAAAAGAAGAGCAAACGACGAGCGGCUCUCCGGCAGUCGUGCAACCGCCGGCGCCGAAAAAGACGCGUCUCGUGUUCACAGACAUCCAGAGACGGACCCUUCAGGCGAUAUUCAAAGAGACGAAGCGACCGUCGCGCGAGAUGCAAGUCACCAUUUCGCAGCAACUCAACCUCGAUCCGACGACUGUCGCCAACUUUUUCAUGAACGCCCGCCGCAGAGGUCACGAUUCGCAUGACGAUUCGAUGGUGCCGACUCUGAGCACGGAGCAAGAUCACUGCGGAAUCGGCGGGCAGACGGAGAUGGUCCGACUGGACUCGUCGGUUUGCUCGUCGAGCUCUUCCUCGUCGUCUUCGGUCAGUUCCAUGCACGCACCGACGUACAUUUGCGACAUUAACACCAUUAAUAUACUCGAGGAGGAGGAGAAGCCGAUCAAGUAUACUGCUCAGGUGAGUGAAGAAGCCCCGCUUCUUUUAGAAUCAGCCAUCUGGUUUCAGCUCCACGAGAACGAGCUGGACUUCCCUGCGAACAUUCUCGAGCCAUAA